Puntigrus tetrazona (Sumatra barb) is the source of this 4443-nucleotide messenger RNA. It is a transcript of the gene lmx1al, whose product is annotated as LIM homeobox transcription factor 1, alpha-like. Gene Ontology annotation, cellular component: nucleus. The record is from RefSeq and is a predicted model, not a curated record. Gene Ontology annotation, molecular function: RNA polymerase II transcription regulatory region sequence-specific DNA binding; DNA-binding transcription factor activity, RNA polymerase II-specific. Lineage: Eukaryota; Metazoa; Chordata; Actinopteri; Cypriniformes; Cyprinidae. Gene Ontology annotation, biological process: neuron differentiation; regulation of transcription by RNA polymerase II. The coding region runs from base 147 to 1367 and encodes 406 amino acids. The transcript is spliced from 9 exons.
CCUGAACAUCUCUCUCUCACACACACACACACACACACACACAGAGUCUGGCAAUGCUUCUGCGCCACCGCGCGCAUUUUGGACUAUAACACUAAAGUUCGGCUCGUGGAGCAUCGGUGCCCGUCCUCUUCUUCAAAGGUAUUUUGAUGUUACCAACAGAAAUCUCAGGAGGAGUGUGUUUUAGCACCAGUCAGCACUCCAAAGAAGGAAGGAACGGGAUGAAAACGGAAGAAAACCAAUCAUGUCUUCAGCAGGCCCCCUCCGCCACGCCUUACGAGCACGUGGGAGGAGGUGAGGUGUGCGCGGGGUGCGAGUCUCCCAUCGCGGACCGCUUCCUGCUGCGCGUCAAUGAGCUGUCCUGGCACGAGACGUGCGUCAAGUGCGCGGUGUGUCGCAGCGCGCUGAGCGGGACCUGCUACUGUCGCGACCGCUUGCUCUACUGCAAGCACGAUUACGAGAAGUUGUUUGUGCGGAAGUGCAGUGCCUGUCUGCAGGCGAUCGGCCGCUCGGAGCUCAUCAUGCGUGUGCUGGGACAGGUGUACCACCUGGGCUGCUUCAGCUGCUGCGAGUGUGAGCGUCGGCUGCAGAGAGGUGAUGAGUUUGUGCUAAAGGAGGGACAGCUGCUCUGCCGGGGAGACUAUGAGAAGGAGAGAGAGAUGCUGGCUGCCAUCAGUCCGGCCCCUACUGAGUCAGUAAAAAGUGAGGAUGAGGAUGGCGGUGGCGUCUCUGUUGGGGGAAAGGCCGGGGAUGAUGGGAAGGAGCACAAGAGAUCCAAGAGACCACGUACCAUCCUGACCACACAACAGCGGCGCGCCUUUAAGGCUUCCUUUGAGGUGUCUUCCAAACCCUGCAGAAAGGUCAGAGAAACUCUGGCUGCUGAGACUGGACUGACGGUGAGAGUCGUGCAGGUGUGGUUCCAAAAUCAGAGAGCAAAGAUGAAGAAGAUCGCUCGCAGACAACAGCAGCAGCAGCAACAGCAAGAACAGGAGCAGAUGGGCGGGACCAGGAGGGGCCCGAGCAGAGGGGGCCGCCAGAGUAACGAUGACAGCGAGGAUGGCUCUAGCAGUCACGGACUGGACGGCCUGCUCUCCUAUUCCUCUCUGCCACGUCAACAACUGCUGGCUUUGGAUCCCAACAUAUACGGUAGCGAGCAGUUCCGACACGGCCUCACGCCACCGCAGCUAGGCCCCGAGCAGAUGCACUCCUACGACUCAGAGACAGUUUUCCACGACUUGGACAGCGAUGGGAGCCUCAGUCAUCUCGGGGACUGUCUCUUGUCGACCGCCGAGGCUGGAGUUCUGGCGGGGCGGAUAGGAAAUCCCAUCGAUCGCCUCUACUCGAUGCAAAACUCCUACUUUACCUCAUGACCCUGGUUCAACCUACCGAAAGCAUUCCUCCAUCACUGCAGGGGGCAACAAGCAGAUCGAGUCUCACUGGAGGCGUCUUGCAUCGUCAAAACUAAUCGAAUCCCUCAAUCAUAUAUUAGUCGUGCCAAUAAAGCUCUAGCCAACCAAUCCAAGACAGGGUCACACACUUAAAAAUUCAAUUUGAUGUGGACAGAAUGGGAAUUAACUGGAAAAACAUGUUUGAUAUCAUACAUAUGCACUAUUUUUUGGCUUUGUUUCUCUCAGACAUCAACGGGCAGCUGUUCAUGUAAGUGUUACCUCACCCUCUGCUCGCUGCACAGCUGAGAAACUGAUCGAGGCUUUAUCUGAAAUCACCCUCUAGCCCCUCAUUCACUACUGUAGUGACAUUUUUGCCCCAUUAUUUUAGCACUUGCAGUUCCACUGUCCCGAAGUAAACUUUUUUUAUUACAUGAUUUUAACCGAAAUGCCUAAAAUGAGGUCUGUGGUUAAUAGAAGCGCAAUUUUUUUUUAUUCCACAGCAUAAAAUAAAGCGUAAUACCUCACUAAUGUUUUUUAAGCUUUAAAAGUUGUUAACGAGUGGCUAAAUGGGACAUUUGGGUCCAAAUAGUUGCUUGCACGGCCUCGUUGUUUAUAAUCGGUAACUCAGAUUUUUAGGGAAGAUAUUUUUACAUUCAUACUUCAGCUGAUUGUAUUUAGCCUUCAAGAUUCAUAAAAGUUGUGUUCAUUUGCGAAGAUUAUCAUGCCAUGUAGGCAUAAUACACUUUUGUUGGCCACAGAGCUUAUUUUUUGCAAUCGAAAAAUGCUUCUGGGUUUUCGCUGGAAGAAGCAGGGGUUACAGUUCUAGACUGACCCGCAAAAAUACUUCAUUGCUCUCUAUCCACCUCAUUUAUUUCAACACGGAUGCAAGCAGUUUUCUGUGAAUGAAAUUUCUGGUUCAUUUUUCAAUUUUCUGGUUCGUUAGCCUCUGUAGGGAAAUAAAGAGAAGAAUAGCAAAGUGCAGCAAACAGUAAAACGGUUUGCGCUUCAUAAUUAAGAUAAUACAUUGCAAUUAUAUGUUGAGACACACCGGUCUGCAAUAUCAAGCAACAAAACGAACUGUUUUGUACAGCUGAAACAGCUGGAAGCGAAUGACACCGGAAGCCAGACGUAUUGCGUUUACAAAUGGCCGAAAAACUGGGUGAACGUAGAUCACAAAUGGCUGUCCUCUCAAACAGCACACAGUAAAAGGGGUACUGAGGUGAUUUCAGAAACAGCCCAAAUCAAUUUCGUAUCACUGCCUUGCCAUCUUAAUGUCCGUCUUGAAUAAGCUUUUAUUUAAAGCUAACGUGAAAACCAAAAGAGUCUAGCAUGCUGGCGUAUGUCAAAUCUACAUUAAUAUUUCUGGCAAAGAAACAAAUGUUUAUUAAAGGUGCACUCAGUUUUAGUACGUUGAGCUAAUAUAGCGCUUGUCCUGGGCUCACAGCGACACCUAGCGGUGCGGAUGCAGCAUCGCGCAAACACAAAAGCAAGGUUAUUGAAACAGAUUAAUAUAAAAUUGCUGCAAUAUAAAUACAAAAUAAUGUAGAAAAUGUAAAAUAGCUUUUAUGAGUCUUCAUGUUAGUACAUUAUUUUAAAAUUAUUGUGGGUUUUUUUCAGUGUGAAUGUUUAAAUUGGGGAGGGGGGAUACUGAGUGCACCUUUAACUAAUUUUAACUUUUCACAAAUUUAAAAAAAAAGUCGACAGCUAUUACAAGUAUUUUCUCUGAAGAAAUUUAAUUUAGCACUAUUUUAAGUUUUUCAGACAGGGACUUUUCCAAGCCGCCUUAACUGUGCAUUACACAUUUAAAGAGAAAAUAUACAACAACAAAAAAAAAACAAGAAACCACAAAAUAAUGAAAUGUCAAAGCUGAAAUAUACAUCUCAAAGAAAAUAUCAGUGAGGGAGUCUCGACAGGGUUCAGAGAUGAAAGGAGGCACACAUACCACAGUGCUCAGUCAACACUAUCAAAAAACACACAUCCCUGCUCGAUUAAAGCUAGGUUUGACCAAUAUGGAGAAAUACGACGGAACCAAACCACAACAGAUUUUAUUUCAUUCUAACUUCAGGUUUUGGACACAGGGUAGAUUUCCUCUGAUAAAAAGCGAGAUGUGAAAACUAUCAAAGGCCUUGAAUUUUUCUGCAUAAGGUGUUCCUCGACCCUGGUCCUGGGCACUGCACAUUUUGGGUGUCUCCUUUAAUCGGACACACCUGAUUUAACUCAUGAGCUCAUUAGAAGAAACUUCAGGACCUGACAUGGGUCGAGUCAGAUAAAAGAGACGUUCAAAACGUCCAGAGUUGAGAAACACCGCUUUCGAUGGUCAGGCAUCAGGUAAAAUGUAGGAAUGUGCUGUGAUGCUCUAUAUCUCCAAACCGAGGUGAGGAAAUAAUCAGGGUUUCUGCUGUUACAGGGUUAGUUAGCCUUACAGUCACAGGGUUGAUAAUAAAUAUGACGUUAUCUCUAGUACUACUAGUACAAGGAAAAAAAAAAUAGCACAAAGUAUUAAAAAAAAAUACCCCUUAAAUGUUACAGGACGUGUACACUUGGCAACAUGUUGCUAAUUGUGCUUUAUUGUAAUAUACUGAACGUGUUGGUCACAUGACUGUUGUUGUAAUUAGCUCAACUGUUAUACGUGUAGUUAUUUACUUCACUUCUGUUAACUCGCUAUGUUCUUGUUGGCUAUUUUUAACGGCGACAAUAGCAUUGGAAUAUUUGUGUUGCAGCAUGAGACACCGUAUAUGUGAAAUGUAUUAUUUAUAUGGAAGAACGUACAGCGGAUUCACACGAACGGCCGCCAUCCGCUUCUGAAAAACCUUCACACUCCUGACAAACUGAAAUGUAGUUUUUAGUACGCCGGUGAAUCAACCGCUCGCUCCUUCAUGAAGCAUUUUGUGAUACUGGAUAGUGGUGUGACGUUUCUUUUAAAGGACCGCUGCGGUGGCAGCUGUUGAACGGUACGUCUUUUCGGUUUCUUUCGGCGUGAUCACUUUCAGUGAAUGUGUGUUUUUUUUUUUUUUUUUUGUGUACGGUUUUUCCAAUAUAACUCAUCGUUUGAAACGCU